Messenger RNA from Talpa occidentalis (Iberian mole), 2915 nucleotides. It is a transcript of the gene DACH1, whose product is annotated as dachshund family transcription factor 1. NCBI's taxonomy places the organism in Eukaryota, Metazoa, Chordata, Mammalia, Eulipotyphla, Talpidae. The record is from RefSeq and is a predicted model, not a curated record.
AUGGCCGUGCCGGCGGCGCUGAUCCCCCCGGCCCAGCUGGCCCCGCAGCCCCCGGUCUCCACGUCCGCGUCCUCCUCCGGCACCUCCACGUCCACCUCCUCGGCGACCUCGUCCCCGGCGCCGGCCGGCGGGCCCCCGGCGUCCGCGGCGCCAACUCUGUUCCGGGCAGAGCCCGGCGCCUCGGCGGCCGCGGCGGCCGCGGUUCCCUCCACGGGCGGCGGCGGCGGCAGCAGCGGCGGCGGCGGCAACCCCAGCCUGGCGGCCGCGGGCGGCAGCGGCGGCGGCGGCAGCAGCGGCGGCGGCGGCAGCAUCAGCGCUGGCGGCGGCGCCUCCAGCACCCCCAGCAACGCGAGCGCCGGCAGCGGCGGCGGCAGCAGCAGCAGCAGCAGCAGCAGCAGCAGCAGCAGCAGCAGCAGCAGUAGCAGCAGCAGCAGCAGCAGCAGCAGCUGCGGCCCCCUCCCCGGGAAACCCGUGUACUCGACCCCGUCCCCAGUGGAAAACACCCCCCAGAAUAAUGAGUGCAAAAUGGUGGAUCUGAGGGGGGCGAAAGUGGCUUCCUUCACGGUGGAGGGCUGCGAGCUGAUCUGCCUGCCCCAGGCUUUCGACCUGUUCCUGAAGCACUUGGUGGGGGGCUUGCACACGGUCUACACCAAGCUGAAGCGGCUGGAGAUCACGCCGGUGGUGUGCAAUGUGGAGCAGGUUCGCAUCCUGAGGGGACUGGGCGCCAUCCAGCCCGGGGUGAACCGCUGCAAACUCAUCUCCAGGAAGGACUUCGAGACCCUCUACAAUGACUGCACCAACGCCAGUUCUAGACCUGGAAGGCCUCCGAAGAGGACUCAAAGUGUCACCUCCCCAGAGAAUUCUCAUAUCAUGCCACAUUCUGUCCCUGGCCUCAUGUCUCCUGGGAUAAUCCCACCAACAGGUCUGACAGCAGCAGCUGCAGCAGCUGCCGCUGCUACCAAUGCAGCUAUCGCCGAAGCAAUGAAGGUGAAAAAAAUCAAAUUAGAAGCUAUGAGCAACUAUCAUGCCAGUAAUAACCAACAUGGAGCAGAUUCUGAAAAUGGGGACAUGAAUUCAAGUGUUGGAAGCAGUGAUGGUUCUUGGGAUAAAGAAAAACUGUACUCUUACCCACCCCAGGGAUCUCAGGCUUCUGUUACCCACCCCCGCAUGCCUGGAGCGCAUAACCUUCCACUUAGUCAUCCUCUCCACCAUCUUCAGCAGAGUCACCUUCUGCCAAAUGGACUGGAACUUCCUUUUAUGAUGAUGCCCCACCCUCUAAUUCCUGUCAGCCUACCUCCAGCAUCUGUCACCAUGGCAAUGAGCCAGAUGAACCAUCUCAGCACCAUUGCAAAUAUGGCAGCAGCAGCACAAGUUCAGAGUCCCCCUUCCAGAGUUGAGACAUCUGUUAUUAAGGAGCGUGUCCCAGACAGCCCGUCACCUGCCCCCUCUCUGGAGGAGGGACGAAGGCCUGGCAGUCACCCCUCAUCACACCGCAGCAGCAGCGUGUCCAGCUCCCCAGCACGGACUGAGAGCUCUUCUGACAGAAUCCCUGUCCAUCAGAAUGGGUUGUCCAUGAACCAGAUGCUGAUGGGCUUGUCACCAAAUGUACUCCCUGGACCCAAAGAAGGAGAUUUGGCUGGUCAUGACAUGGGACAUGAGUCAAAAAGGAUGCAUAUUGAAAAAGAUGAGACCCCGCUUUCCACACCAACAGCAAGAGACAGCCUUGACAAACUUUCUCUAGCUGGCCAUGGACAACCACUACCUCCAGGUUUCCCAUCUCCUUUUCUCUUUCCUGAUGGAUUGUCUUCCAUAGAGACCCUUCUGACCAACAUACAGGGACUCUUGAAAGUUGCCAUAGAUAAUGCCAGAGCUCAAGAAAAACAGGUCCAACUGGAAAAAACAGAGCUGAAGAUGGAUUUUUUAAGGGAAAGAGAACUAAGGGAAACACUUGAGAAGCAGUUGGCUAUGGAACAAAAGAACAGAGCCAUAGUUCAAAAGAGGCUAAAGAAAGAGAAGAAGGCAAAGAGAAAAUUGCAGGAAGCCCUUGAAUUUGAGACGAAACGGCGUGAGCAAGCAGAACAAACACUAAAACAGGCAGCUUCAACAGAUAGUCUAAGGGUCUUAAAUGACUCUCUGACCCCAGAGAUAGAAGCUGACCGCAGUGGCAGCAGAACAGAUGCUGAAAGGACAAUACAAGAUGGGAGACUGUAUUUGAAAACUACUGUCAUGUACUGAAUCUUUCCUGUUGAAGAAAUCCUCGUUAUCUUUAAGAACUUUACAGUCAGAUAUACAUCAUUGCAAAGUUCAGAAAAAAAAUAAAGUCCUUUUAAGGGAACUCUAUCAAUUUUGUGUUUUAAUGUUCUUUAAAAGUUUAAGUAUUCUACAAAAAAAAAAAAAGUGUCCUCCAUUGAUUUUCACCUGUGGUUCAUGCCAGAGACCUGAGAAUGUUUGUAAAUGUACAAAUAUCAAACUUCUUUCAGAUAAUGACUGCAACUUUGCUGCUGGACACUUGUAUACAGAGUUAAAGGCAGGUCUGAAUAAGACCAAUUUUGUUUUUUAAUGGAAUGAACCAUUUUCCUCUUCUGACAAUUCUGUAUUUGAGCACAUCAAGAGACUCUUGUAGCAGUGGUUACCCAGACUUACAGAAUGAUGUCCUCCCAAACCAGCAAGAAACACCUGGAAAUGAACUUGUAGGGGACGUAGAGGAUUCCUGAAAACCCAGAAAAUAAAGAGUAAUAUUCUGUUACAUUCACUUUUAAACUCUCUACUUGUGGGUUUUCUUCUGAAGAUUUUUUUCCACAUACUUUCCAAAAGACCAACAAGUGGAUGUUGACACCCAUCCAAUGAAAUAAUAUUUUGCAUAUCAGAAAAGAAGCAUUGACUAUAAUCCAAAAGCUUUCAUGAUGUUCUUUUUU